AUGAAAGGCCUAAUUCUAGUCGGCGGAUACGGUACGAGGCUACGGCCAUUGACGUUGACGGUGCCCAAGCCGCUCGUGGAGUUCUGCAACAGACCCAUGAUCCUACACCAGAUCGAGGCAUUGGCCGCGGCGGGUGUGACGGAUAUUGUGUUGGCAGUGAACUACCGCCCGGAGGUGAUGGUGGAGACAUUGAAGAAGUACGAGAAGCAGUAUGGCGUGUCCAUCACCUUCUCUGUGGAGACUGAGCCUCUGGGGACGGCAGGGCCGUUGAAAUUGGCUGAGAAGGUUUUGAAGAAGGACAACUCUCCAUUCUUCGUUCUCAACUCUGACGUGAUCUGUGAGUACCCAUUCAAGGAGCUCGCUGCCUUCCACCGCGCCCACGGUGGCAAGGGUACGAUUGUGGCCACCAAGGUGGACGAGCCUUCCAAAUACGGUGUGAUUGUCCACGACAUUGCCACUCCAAACUUGAUCGACCGUUUCGUGGAGAAGCCUGUGGAGUUUGUGGGUAACAGAAUUAACGCCGGGUUGUACAUUUUGAACCCUGAGGUGAUCGACUUGAUCGAGCUCAGACCUACUUCUAUUGAGAAGGAGACCUUCCCUAUCUUGGUUGAACAGAAGUCCCUCUACUCUUUCGACUUGGAAGGCUACUGGAUGGACGUCGGGCAACCAAAGGACUUCUUGGCCGGCACUGUGCUGUACCUAAACUCCCUGUCCAAGCGCCACCCAGAGCAGCUUGCGAAGGGCGACAACAUCGUCGGCAACGUUAUUAUCGAUCCUUCUGCUAAGAUCUCCGGUUCUGCAAAGUUGGGCCCGGACGUCGUGAUUGGGCCAAAUGUGACAAUUGGAGAGGGUGUUAGAAUCACGAGAUCGGUGGUGCUAUCGGACUCCACUAUCAACGACCAUUCUUUGGUGAAGUCCACUAUAGUCGGGUGGCACUCGACCGUCGGUAAAUGGUGCCGCCUAGAGGGCUGCUCUGUUUUGGGUGACGACGUCGAAGUAAAAGACGAGGUGUAUGUGAACGGUGGUAAGGUCUUGCCUCACAAGUCAAUUUCCGCCAACGUUCCAAAGGAGGCCAUUAUCAUGUAA
This is a messenger RNA of Eremothecium gossypii ATCC 10895, 1086 nucleotides long. It is a transcript of the gene PSA1, whose product is annotated as mannose-1-phosphate guanylyltransferase. NCBI's taxonomy places the organism in Eukaryota, Fungi, Ascomycota, Saccharomycetes, Saccharomycetales, Saccharomycetaceae. Gene Ontology annotation, biological process: GDP-mannose biosynthetic process; cell wall mannoprotein biosynthetic process. The record is from RefSeq and is marked provisional. The transcript has a single exon. Gene Ontology annotation, molecular function: GTP binding; mannose-1-phosphate guanylyltransferase (GTP) activity. Gene Ontology annotation, cellular component: cytoplasm. Bases 1 to 1086 code for a protein of 361 amino acids.